Molecule: messenger RNA, 1390 nt
Organism: Trichoderma asperellum CBS 433.97
Lineage: Eukaryota; Fungi; Ascomycota; Sordariomycetes; Hypocreales; Hypocreaceae
Biological process (GO): N-acetylglucosamine metabolic process; protein N-linked glycosylation
Cellular component (GO): membrane
Molecular function (GO): beta-1,4-mannosylglycoprotein 4-beta-N-acetylglucosaminyltransferase activity
Source: RefSeq, a predicted model, not a curated record
GAGAGAGAGAAAUAGAGGGAGACAGAGAGGGGAUAAGAAACCUCUCUACAAAUUGCGCGUACUAGAAUGGGAAGAAAGGAAAUGUUCAGGCAUGAGAGAUAACAUCACGACGGCUCCGCUACAAUGAUUUCGCGGCCAUUUCCACUCGUUUUCCUUGCCGGGCUGUUCAGUCUCAUCUGGUGGCUGUCGAAUCAACCGCUGUUCGCCUUGCAUCAGGAGCGGCAGCGCAUCUCCAACCUCGACCUGGUGCUGGGCGAGAAGCUGCCGUCGCAUCUCAACUUCUCCACCAGCAACUCUUCUGGCAAUCACGACUUUUAUUCUUCAAACCAGGCGCGAGCCUUUUGCCAGGCUCAUGGCUACAAUGUCUUUACGCCCCAGGCACCAUCAGGCGAGCGCAAGAUCUACGACCUGGUCAUGGUCAACACAGAGCUGGAUUGGCUGGAGAUUCGGCUGGAGACCAUGUACGAUCACGUCGACUACUUUAUCAUUGUAGAGUCGCCCAAGACUUUCCAGGGCGGCAACAAGGCCCUCAUCGUGCUCAACAACUGGGAUCGUUUCCAGCGCUACCACGACAAGAUGAUCUACCACCAGCUGACCUUUCCGGAGUGGUUCGACCCCAAACGUCCCUGGGAUUAUGAGGACCUACAGCGCGAUGCCGGCUACGACCAGGUCUUCCCACAGUUGACCGGCCGCUCAGCGCCAGUCCUCGGCGACGUGAUACUCGUGGCCGACGUGGACGAGAUCCCGCGACCCGAGACGCUCUUCCUGCUGCGCACAUGCAGCUUCCCAGCCCGUCUCACGCUGGCCUCACGCUUCUACUACUACUCGUUCCAGUUCCUCCAUACCGGCCCCGAAUGGCCUUUCCCACAGGCCACCUUCUACCGCGGCCAGCGCACCAUCCGACCGACCAACCUGCGCGCCGGCAUUGGCGGCAUCCCGCUGCUUCGGGACCUGGACAAGGGCCACGUCUCCAACGCUGCGUGGCACUGCAGCAGCUGCUUCGCCACGAUAGAGCAGUUCCUCAACAAGAUGGCCAGCUUCUCGCACGUGUGGAUGAACCACGAGUACUAUCGCGACAGGGACAUCAUUGCCGACGCGGUCCGAGAGGGGAGGGAUGUCUGGGAGCGCAAGAUUGACACGUUUGAGAAGAUUGAGAGGAAUCAGGACGUGCCGGCCGUGUUGUUGAGAGAGAGGAAGAAGUACAAGUAUAUGUUGGAUAGGAGUGGAAAGUCUGCUGGCUUUAUUGAUUACCCAUAAUUUUGGACCCAAGGAUAGAAGUACGGAAUAAUUGGAUUAAGAGCGGGCGUUGUGAUUGCAUAUAUGCCGGGAUUUAAUACUACGCAUGACGUUUUGUAUGAUAGCGACCAGAGCAAACAGAUUCAGAGCUGAG